Molecule: messenger RNA, 3123 nt
Organism: Anguilla anguilla (European eel)
Lineage: Eukaryota; Metazoa; Chordata; Actinopteri; Anguilliformes; Anguillidae
Product: disintegrin and metalloproteinase domain-containing protein 8-like
Exons: 25
Coding region: 22-2640 (872 amino acids)
Biological process (GO): inflammatory response; regulation of cell-cell adhesion; positive regulation of cellular extravasation
Molecular function (GO): cell adhesion molecule binding; metalloendopeptidase activity
Source: RefSeq, a predicted model, not a curated record
GAAACUUAUUUUUAUAGACGGAUGCGUGUCGCAUUUUGCAGUUCUCGGACAUACUUUUACUUCGUCGGGGCCAUGCACUGUAUUUCAUGGACUUCAUUCCUCCUGUGCAUUUAUUCGUGGGGAUCGUUUGUCAGAAGUGCACGAGAACUACCUCAUGUAACGGACUAUGAAGUGAUCAAGCCUAAGAGAUUAGGCCGAGCGAGACGGAGCCUUUCGUCGGAACAGGCAUAUCCUGAAGAGCUUCAAUAUGCCUUGACUAUCGAGGGAAAUGAACACAAAAUCCACCUGGAGAAAAACAGGAUUCUCAUUGGAAAAAACUACACUGAGACGUUCUAUUUGGAAGAUGGAACUGAAGUGACCACAUCGCCAAAUUAUACAGAUCACUGCUAUUAUCAUGGCCACAUUCAAGACAUUGAAGAUUCGUCAGUCAGUGUUGGGAUCUGCUCUGGAAUAAGGGGCUUCAUGAGGGCCGAGCAGCAGGUGUACCUGAUCGAGCCCCUGGGCGCCUCCGCGGACGGGGAGCACGCGGUGUACCGGCGGGAACACCUGAGGAGCAAACGGAGCACCUGCGGGAACUCCAACGAGAGCUUCUACGACCACGAGCCCAGGGUCUCCGGCGUGUACAAGCCCAACGGAGCGACGAGCAAACUUCUGUUUGAUGGAAAGAAAAGAUUUGUUGAGCUUUUUUUGGUCAUCGACAAUACAGAGUAUAAAACCUUUGGCAGAGACAAGGAGAAAAUAACUGCCAGAGCACUGGAAGUCGCAAACCAUGUGGACAAGCUGUAUCGGCCGCUGAACAUCCGCGUGAUGCUGAUUGGGCUGGAGAUCUGGUCCUACAAGGAUCAGAUCACCGUCAGCACCGACUCGGACCAGACCCUGACCAACUUUCUGCAGUGGCGCCAGCACACGCUUCUGAAGAAGAGUCGGCAUGACAACGCACAGCUGAUCACUGGUAUUGAUUUUGAUGGUGAUACCGUCGGCUUGGCCCCCACAUCUGCUAUGUGCACCGGUAUGUCUGGUGCAGUGAAUCAGGACCACGCGAUUAGCCCGUUUGCCGUGGCAUCCACCAUCGCGCACGAGAUGGGCCACAACCUGGGCAUGUCACAUGACGAAGCGUUGUGUGCGUGCGGCCCUGCGUCCAGCAACAACUGCGUCAUGAAAAGCACCAUUGGCUCAGUUUACCCAGAAGCCUUCAGCAGCUGCAGUAAGGAGGACCUGGUCACGUUCCUGCAGAACAGCAACCCCAGCUGCCUGAUGGACACCCCGCGUACGGACACAAUUUUCGGGGGUCCCGUCUGCGGCAAUGCCUUCCUGGAGGCUGGAGAGGAGUGUGACUGUGGGAGGGAGAAGGAGUGCCGGAACCCCUGCUGCAACGCCACCACCUGUCGGCUGACGGAAGGGUCACGCUGCGCGGAGGGGGACUGCUGCGAGAACUGCCAGCUGAAGCAGGUGGGCAGCCUUUGCAGGGAGAGCGCUGACGAGUGCGACCUGGCGGAGUAUUGCAGCGGGAGGGCCGCCCAGUGUCCCCGCGACGUCUUCAAGCUCAACGGCCUGCCCUGCAACCGCGACCAGGGCUACUGCUACAACGGCCAGUGCCCUACGCACCUGCAGCACUGCACGCGGCUGUGGGGAUCAGGUGCACAGGUUGCACCGGACGUGUGCUUUCAUGAGAAUACCUUUGGCACCAAGCAUGCGUACUGCAGAAAGACCAAAAGUGGCACUGUGGGCUGCACCAUGAAAAAUAUAAAAUGUGGAAAGUUGUUCUGCAUCGGGGGGAAGACGUUUCCCAUCACCAAAGAAAAGGUGGAUUUUAACCUGGGUGGGUGCAAAAUAGCCGUGGACAACACCGGAACGGAAGACGUCAGCAUGGUGCCUACGGGAACCAAGUGCGAGAAUAAGAAGGUGUGCUACGAUAACGCCUGCCAAGACGUUAAAAUAUACGGUGGAGACGGCUGCUCCUCCAAAUGCAACAACCACGGGGUCUGCAACCACGAGAGGCAGUGCCACUGUGACCCUGGCUGGGACCCUCCGUACUGCAAUGUGAAAAGUGAUCUCGGUAACGGUAACAAGGCGAUGGUGGUGGGAGUGGCGGUGUCCGUGACUCUUCUCAUCCUGCUGACUCUGGUUGUCGGGGGCCUCAUGUGCUACAGAAAGGACAGGAAAAUCAAUAAGAUCUGCACAAGCAAAAAGGAGGCGCUCCACCCCGCUGGCCUGUCCAACCCGCUGUUCCUGUCGGGCAGCGCAACGAACAGCCCUCGCUGCGGCCCCCCCCGAAUCAGCCGGCCCACCUUCGUGGAGUCCUCUGCGGCCCAAACCCACUGCCCCGCUUCUACCACUGUUGCCCCCAGCAGGGCCCCGCCCCAGCCACCAAAGAAAGUGCUUAAUUCAAACACUGCACAGUUUGUGAAGCCCAGUGUUCCACCUCCUGCUUCCUCCAGGGGAAUGGUACCUUCACAGGGAAUACCAUUGCCUCCAACAAAGCCUUUACCCCCGUUUUACGUCCAUGAAGUGAAGAAGCCUAAUCCUCAUCCUCCGUUACCUCCUAUGAAGCCAGCGGGACCAAAACCAUCUGGAUAUCAGCAUCAAGCUGCAGCAGGAGGGCCUAAGUUUCCUCCGAAGCCCCCUACCAAGCCAAGAUGAGCGUGCGCGGGAGGAUGGGGGGCGAUUCGUCCGUGCCUUUGGUGGAGGUCAGCUGACCAAGUCCGCAGCUUACUUUAGAAAGCGGCUCCUUCGAGGGCUCAGAAGCCGUGCUUUCAAAUCUGUUCGUGCCUUUUGAGGGUCAAAGAGGGCCUGGAAAUCCUGGGGACUGAUUGGCUGAUUGUGGCAGCGAUUACCCACAUGGGUUUAAUUCACUGUUUCAGUUGAAUUUUAAGAGACACUGAAGCUUAUUUUAUUUUAUUUGCGUGAUGCUGUGCAUUUUUCUGGCUGUAGGCAGGUUCAACGUAACAGAAUCAAAUCAAUUUCACAGAUUCAUGUGUAUCCUACAACGUGUUAUUUGUUCAUUGUAAACUCCUGAUACUACUGUGUCUGCAUAGUAGACUUCAGACCAGCAGUGUCUGCUUGUUCAUUUUUAGUGUCUGGUUGGUACUGAGUGAUGUACUAAAUUUAUCCAGGACAAAAAAA